This is a messenger RNA of Paramacrobiotus metropolitanus, 2064 nucleotides long. RefSeq lists its product as uncharacterized. Lineage: Eukaryota; Metazoa; Tardigrada; Eutardigrada; Parachela; Macrobiotidae. The transcript is spliced from 5 exons. The coding region runs from base 540 to 1997 and encodes 485 amino acids. The record is from RefSeq and is a predicted model, not a curated record. Gene Ontology annotation, molecular function: protein binding.
CAUACCCAUAACUCUAGUUUGACGACCAGAUUAAGAUUUGCAAACGAACCAUAAUAUUGUGUGAUGUUACAUAUAAUUAUUGGACAGAAGAACUGUUUCAUUGUAGUUUACACUAUCAGAGUGUGGAUUAGCCGGAGUUUGUGCUUUUUCGGCUCGCCCAUUAUUGUUAAAAGCCUUGAAUGUCUAGAUGUACUAAAAGGCUGAUUCUGCUCCGGUACACACGAAAACCUUGAGUACAAGUCUAGGAUACGGGAAAAAAUUUGAGAUACCGAGCGGAGCAAUGACCGGAAUGGAAAACGUUAUGUUCAGCGGGCAAUACAAGAUUUCUAUCGAAUCGGACGAGUUGUGCACGAGUUUUCUUUACUGCAAACGUCACUGUGUCGACGAUCGUGUCCAUAGUCAUUCGAGUAAACAAUGCCGUCUCAAGGAACUAGUUCCUGAACCUCGACAUUGGUUGUUUCACUCGCGACCAGACGGUCAAUUACGGGCUGAACAAACCCCGGGGUACAUUGUGGAUUCAGCUGAAUGCACCUGUUGAUAUGUGCCGAUGGCGCAACGCUUCUGUUGUUGGUGCGAGACUCAUUCUUCAAAUGCAACGAGCUCGUAUCGUAGAUCCUGACAAGACAUUUCCGGUGAAAGCGUUCAUUCGUCUGGCGGUGGAUAAACCAUGGGAAUGGCAUUCCGGCACGAUGGUUAUGACGAAUUUUACUGGAUUUACCGACGCAUGCUGUUUUGUCAUGGUUGCAGUGGAUGGUGGGGGUACCACGAAAUUAUUUGUUCUCCCGAAAGACCGUGUUCGCGUACCGGUUUCCACGGCCAAACCCAUUGAAUCGCUUUUAGAGAAAAUGGAGUUGCGGUUGAAUUUGCGAAAACUUCGGAUGUGGAAUAACAUAAAAUCCUUGCAUUUGAUAAACCAUUCGAAGAAUUCACUAACGCAGAAAGACUUCUGCGAUCCCUGUACCCAGGAAAAGAAGUAUUGGGAACAUGUUAAAAAAGAAGAAAACGAUUUACCGGUGCUCUCUUCCCUUGUUGAUGUAGACAUCCAGUGUUUACCGGGUGAAAUUAUGAAGGAAGUGUUCACCUGCAUAGAGACCAGGAUACAGAGUAGGCUCCGUUCCGUGUGCAGCGGUUGGAAUUCCAUUCUCACGUGCCAUCCGGUUAGAAGAUCACUGAUUUUCACCGGGCCGCUGGCUGUUUACUAUCACCGCUACUCUACUGCUGCCCGUUUGCAUGCAUGUUGGAGUCCGCUGAUUGUGUUUUCUGGUUGGUGGGUUUCGCACUUUCCAAAAAGUGACAGUAUCUUACACGGACCAUUUCUUCGCCAAAUCAUGGAGAAAGGUGGCCAUUCGUCUGCCGAGGCUUUGAUACUGGGCAGAGUCGUAUGGAGUGUGUACCCGAGCCAGGCCAUGAUGACGUCGAGUUCAGAAGGGUUGAUGAUGAACUUUUGUGAAAGUUUGUGCCUAUUGACAGCUGUAUGCCAAACUCUGAUCAUCAGAGAUGGUCAUGUAACGAGCGUAUACUUUAAUAUCGAAACUUAUCGAGAUUUUAGACCGCCGUUCACGAACUUCCAUUUGGGACUGAAUAUUCGAGAUGGUCGCUUCCGAGGGCGGCACCUGACCAUCGAGGAUUGGUGGAAUCUGAUCGGAAAUAGCUGCCCCACAUUGAAUGCGCCGGAACUUCGGUCACUUACCGAUUGGAUCGAUGACUGGUUACAGUUGGAUGAAACGUCUACCGACCGUUGGCAAUGGAAUGCAAGUUACGAUCACAAAAAAAAUGGCGCUAUUCCUAUUAUAUUACAGGAAUUUCAAAGGAUGGACCCACGUUCUGGUAACCAGCAUCGCAAUGUGAAUGUGGAUAAGUGGAAAGCAGUUAGUCCGAAGCUGACGACACUCAACAAGCUCACGCUGCAUGCCUUGCGUACGCUACAACUGCAAUCGAGGUCACUCAAUGCGUUUUCUUUUGAUGUGAAUGUAGAAAUUAACUCGAUUUCUAAUUAAGUCAUGAGCGGCUCUAUCAAUUUUGCUCAUAAUUAUGUCAUGAACAUUCUGGAAGCAAAAAUGUACG